This is a messenger RNA of Sorex fumeus (smoky shrew), 2507 nucleotides long. It is a transcript of the gene CHGB, whose product is annotated as chromogranin B. Lineage: Eukaryota; Metazoa; Chordata; Mammalia; Eulipotyphla; Soricidae. Gene Ontology annotation, cellular component: secretory granule. Bases 203 to 2203 code for a protein of 666 amino acids. The record is from RefSeq and is a predicted model, not a curated record. The transcript is spliced from 5 exons.
GGGCGCCCGCCCCUCCCGGCCCCGCAGCCCCCACCGGCGCUUUAUAAGAGCGGGGCCUGCGCCGGGCGCACCGCAGCGCCGCUGGGAUCCGGCCCCGCGGCCCCGCUCCGGGAGCAACUUCUCCUCGCCUUGCUUCCACCUCCUGCUGCAGCGGCGGCGCUUCUCCAGCCCCGUCUCGGUGCAGAUCCUGGAGAGCCGGACCAUGCAUCCCGCGGUGCUUCUCGGUCUCCUGGGAGCCGCGGCCGUCGUUGGUUCUAUGCCAGUGGAUAAUGGGAACCACAAUGAAGAAAUGGUGACUCGCUGCAUCAUCGAAGUCCUCUCAAAUGCCCUAUCUAAGUCCAACGCGCCUCCCAUCACCCCUGAGUGCCGACAAAUCCUGAAGAAGAGUGGAAAAGAGGUCAAAGAUGAAGAGAAAAUUGGAAAUGAAAACACAAGGUUUGAAGUCCGUCUGUUAAGAGAUCACGUUGACGCCACGGAAGCCCAAGGACCCCCAGGCAAGGAGGAAGCAGAACCUCCCCAGAAAGAGGACCCGCAAGACCCAGCAAUGGUCACUGAAAGAGAGGAGGGUGGGCACAGCCACGAGGGAGCAGGGACACCCCAUGAGAGCCUCCACCCUGAUGUCAACAGUCCUGUCUCCAAAGAAGCAGUGGCGUAUCAUUCUGAGCCGAGCUCAGGAGAGGACCGGGCCAAGGAGCCAGAGAAACGUCCCAAAGGGAAGCUGGGGGAGGAUGCCAGCCAAGAAGCACUAGGGGAGACACAGGACAUUUUUCUCCACCCGAGAAACCAGGCCUCCUCGAAGGGCAAAGAGGAUGCUGCCUCCCCUUACGGCGGUACCCACUCUAGUGAACGCUCUGAGGAGAAGACACACAGUCGGGAGAGAAGCAGCCAGGAGAGCAAGGAAGAUGCAGGGAGCUUCGAGAAAUACCCCCACGCACCCAAAAGCCAGGCUGGGAGACAGCAGGAAUCUGAGGAGAGUGAGGAAGAAGCCAGCCCCGAUGUGGACAAACGACGCUUGAGGCACCACCACGGCCGGACCAGGCCUGACAGGCCCUCCCAAGAGGGGAGCCCCGCGGCCAAGGAGAGGGACCGUCCCCGUGAGGCCCUUGAGGAGUCAAAUGGGGGCUGGGCUGAUGUCGGGGACAGGCAGGACCGCAACCCUAGCCACUACAGGGAUUUCCAAGAAGAGCCAGAGUAUCGGGGGCGAGUGGGAAGUUCCCCAGUUGUCUGGGCUCCGGAGGACGUGGAGGCGGCACACCAUCGGGGCAGAGGAAGUGAGGAGUACAGGGCGGUAGGCCCGUCUAGUCAGGAGGAGGAGGAGGAAGAGGAGGAAGAGGAGCAGAGGAACCACCCCGGCCUCGAGCUUGACAACAUGGCACGGGGCUAUGGUGAAGAAAGCAAGGAAGAGAGGGGCUGGGAGUGGGGGACCCACCCCAGAGCUAAGGGAGGCCCGUCAGGGGCCAGCAACAAAGAAGACAAGAGGUUUUUGAGUGGAGGCUACCGCCAGCUUGGAGAAACUCAACUGGACAAGGCCAGGAGGUAUCCACAAGGCGAGUGGGAUGAGCAGAAUAGAAACGACCUCAGGGACGGGGAGGGGAGAGGCGAGGAAGGAGGCUGGGGGCGGUGGCAGCAGCCCGAGUAUCCACGGGAGAGUGAGAAGAGGGAGGAAGCCCGGCUGUCGGGCCAGAGAUCCACGCCCCGCUACACCUCUGAGGACAGGAAGAGGCUCGGGGAGCUACUCAGCUCCUACUUUGGCCCUUCCCAGUGGAAGAACAGCCAUUUUGAGAGGAAAGAUGACGUGGAUGCUGGUUUCCCGGAGGGCGAAGAGGACAGGCUGGCCGUGAGCGAGAAGAGUUUCUUCCCAGAAUACAACUAUGACUGGUGGGAGAAAAAGCCUUUCGAGGACGACGUGAACUGGGGCUACGAGAAGAGGAACUUCGCCCCACGACUGGACCUGAAGAGACAGUAUGACAGAGUGGCCGAACUGGACCAGCUCCUCCACUACAGGAAGAAAGCCGCCGAGUUCCCAGACUUCUAUGACUCCGAGGAGCCGAUGAGUCUGCGCCCAGCAGCAGAAAGCGAAGGGGACAGGGCUGGCCCUGGUGUUCUGACAGAAGAGGAGGAAAAGGAACUUGAAAACUUGGCUGCAAUGGAUUUGGAACUUCAGAAAAUAGCCAGGAAAUUCAGUGCUAAUCGAGGGGGCUGAUGGUCAUUGGAGCAAGCGGCCAUUGUCGGAAGCAGCCCUUACAUCAUCUAUUUUCCACCAUUUCACUGAGAGACACCAUUUAGUUAUCUGAAGGGAGAAAGUAGAAUUUACUAUUUAUUGAAUGUUUGACAUAAUUGGAAAUGUAUUUUUUGUAGUAUGCAAUUGAAAAUGAGUAGCAUGACUUAUAGCAUAUUCUUUCUUGCAAAAUAGACUAUUAACACGCUUGUGACCAUGACUAUGCUACUAUCCUUGAAAAAAUAUCUUUGUCUCAGUUUGAAAUAAUAAAAGGUUCAUCUGAGGCCAU